AUGGAAAACUCGGAUUCUGACGAUGAAGAUGAAUCCACGGCCAUGGUUCAAAAUCAGAUGGACCGAUUGGUUCGGGAAGAAGAUUUCUAUCGAUUUGUAAAUAACCUGAAUGACGAAGAUUACAAGCUUAUGAGGGAUAACGAUUUGCUCGGCAACCCGGGAGAAAGUACAGAGGAAGAGUUGCUGAGAAGACUUCAGCAACUUAAAGAAAACCCACUGCAAAACGUCCAUGAAAAUACAGGUGGAGGUGACACUUCAGAUGAUGAGUCUAGUGCUCAAUCUCUUUUGAAUUGGCUUCUCUCUUCUGAAGAAACUGAUGAAAGUGUGACAAGUGAGCACACAGAACACCAAUCUUGCAGAGAAUUGAGCCAGGUUAGUCCAAACAAUGAUUUCACUUUCAAUUCAGAAACAUAUUUUCACCUUAAUAAUGACAACUCCAAUUUAGAGAAUGAAUAUGAACCACCUACAAGACUUCCCAGAGGAGAAAAUAUAGAAAACCGCCAAAGUCAUGUGGAAAAUCUAUGCUCUGAAUCAACAUUUACAAGACCAUCUAGAUCAGAACAAAGUAUAACUGAAGCAUUAAGUGAAGUGCCACUCACCAGAGGUCAGCGAAGAGCAAGAAGCAGAAGCCCAGACCAUCGGAGAACCAGAGCGAGAAGUGAAAAUUGUUGGUCACCUGUAUGUUCAAUGAGUGAAGUUUUCCAAAGAUUUCAUCAGGAUGCCUCAUCUCCAACUAGUGAGCAGCCUGUGGUAAAUGCGACCGAGAGACUUACUAGAACUCAGCUCCAAGAAACAUUGAGACAGCAAAUAACUGGACAUGAUUUGCAAAAUAGGGAUCUUUUUGCAACUCCCAGAACAAGGAACAGAGAAUCUCCCGUUCAAAGAGAAUCUUCUCAAGAUACAACCAGGGGAGAUGUAUCUCAUAGACUGAGACAGAUAAGUCCCACCAUAUUCUUGGAUUCUGAACUAGCACGAGUUCAUCCUGGAGCAUAUUCUGAGAGCGAGAGUAUAGCUAGUAGAACCCAGAUAACAUCUGAGACAUCAAUCAACACUUUCACUUUAGAAAGUGAACAAGGAGGACCUAGGCCUAUGUUUUCAUAUUCUGAGCAGGCAGAUAUGAGAGCUCACGUCAGUACCAUCAGCAUUCCCAUUCAUACAACUUUAAAUACUGGUUUAAAUGAUACAACAUCUGUUGCAACUCAAAGCAAUCCAUGGCAGGCAAUGACAGAUUUUAGUGACUUAAGCAACCUUAUGAACAAUGACAAUGAUUUAGAGCCUUGUGUCUCACCUUCAAGUCAAAACGUGGAAAAGAGAGAGUCCCCCACGGGAAGAGAGAGCUGUGAUAGUAGGAGUUCUGGUGCCAAUUCAGAUUCUGACCAUGAUUCCCAUUCACCUUCGGCAUUGAUUUCUAGUUCAAACUCCAGUUACAGGUCUCCUUUCAAUUCUAGUCCUACGUCUGAUUCCAGCUCCAGUGAUGAAGAUCCAUAUGGUAACUCACUGAUGUUUGAAACACCUGAUGAAAGAAGCUUAUCACCAGUCUCAUUCUCACAAACCAGACAACACAGUAGAUCUAUGAGCCCAGUAUCAUUUGAUGACAGUGACUCUUGGACCUCCCUUGAUCUGGACCAGUUUUUUCUCGUAAGUGACGAUCAGAACCAUUCUACAGGACUCACCAGAGAACAGAUCGACAACUUGACUGUAAGAUCUUUUGGUAAAAAUGAGGUAUUAAAAAGUUGCAGCAUUUGCAUCAUGGAGUACACAGAAGGCAACAGGCUUCGCGUGUUACCUUGCUCCCAUGAAUAUCAUAUCCACUGCAUUGAUCGCUGGCUGGCUGACAAUUCUACUUGUCCUGUUUGUCGUGGAAAAGUAGUAGAUUCGGGUGAAGGAGAAAAUUCUAAUUGA
Messenger RNA from Rhinolophus ferrumequinum (greater horseshoe bat), 1902 nucleotides. Its product is annotated as E3 ubiquitin-protein ligase RLIM-like. NCBI's taxonomy places the organism in Eukaryota, Metazoa, Chordata, Mammalia, Chiroptera, Rhinolophidae. Bases 1 to 1902 code for a protein of 633 amino acids. The record is from RefSeq and is a predicted model, not a curated record. Gene Ontology annotation, cellular component: nucleoplasm; cytoplasm. Gene Ontology annotation, molecular function: ubiquitin protein ligase activity. Gene Ontology annotation, biological process: protein ubiquitination; ubiquitin-dependent protein catabolic process; random inactivation of X chromosome. The transcript has 3 exons.